This is a messenger RNA of Eucalyptus grandis, 1485 nucleotides long. RefSeq names its product transcription factor MYB97-like. Lineage: Eukaryota; Viridiplantae; Streptophyta; Magnoliopsida; Myrtales; Myrtaceae. The record is from RefSeq and is a predicted model, not a curated record. The transcript has 6 exons. The coding region runs from base 1 to 1485 and encodes 494 amino acids.
AUGAACGGCGGCGGCGGAGGCGGUAGGGGAGGAGGAGGGGAGGAGCGGCCGAGGAAGAUACUCAAGAAGGGGAUGUGGAGUCGGCGGGAGGACGACAUUCUGACAGAGUACGUGAGGAGGUACGGGGAAGGGAACUGGAACGCAGUGCAGAGGCACACCCCGCUGCUGCGAUGUGGCAAGAGCUGCCGGCUGAGGUGGGUGAACCACCUGAGGCCGAACCUGAAGAAGGACGCCUUCUCGCCGGAGGAGGAGAGCCUCGUCGUCCGGCUCCACGCCGAGCACGGCAACAAGUGGGCCCACAUGGCCUCCCAGUUGCCGGGAAGAACGGACAACGAGAUAAAGAACUUCUGGAACACAAGAACGAAGAGGCUUCAGAGGGCGGAUUCACUUGUUUACCAUCGUGCCCCCCGCCGUGUCAAGAGCAAUGAAUCCAAUCCGGCCAAUCGCAGCCUCACUGAUGGCAGUGCCCGACCUCGAUCUCCUUUCUUUGGAGCUUCGUCAUCAUUGCACUCGAACUGGCCUGGACCCGGUCAAUGCCAAUGCCAUCAGCUUCCCGAGCAGUCGACCAUCAUUGGGCUCCGUCGUGAUCUAAGCAUGUUUUGCGCCCAAUCUCAGCUGCCAUUUGUGGCAGCAAGCGUGGAGCUCCCUUCAAUCCAAAUGACGCCGCCGGGGGCAGCGGUUUCAAGCUCCGAUGGCAGUUGCAGCUUGUUUGGGACCCCAUUCGAGGAGAGGACUGGCCUGUUGGAGGAUUUGUUGGCAGAAGCCGAAACUCUAGCUCUGAAGGAGAGAGAGAGUUUGGGUAGCGAUGGUGUGGAGGUGGCCGCUUCCUCCUCAUUCAGUACAGAACCAGCCGAGGAGCCAAUAGACAAACUUGAGUGCAUGGACAAUGAUCUGUCUAGUCUCCUCGCUAGCUUCACCUGGACAAUGCAAGCUGAAACCCUAGCUCUAAAGGAGGAGAAAGAGAAGAAGAGCGAGAGUUUAGGCAGCAAUGGUGCCGAGACAGCUGCUUCCUUCUCAUUCAGUGUAGAAUCGGCCGAGGAGCAGAUAGACAAGAUCGAGUGCAUGGACGAUGAAUUGUCUAGUGUCCUCGCUAGCUUCGCCUCAACAAUGCAAGCUGAACCCCUAGCUCUAAAGGAGGAGGAGGAGAGUGAGAGUUUGGGCGACGAUGGUGUCGAGGCAGCCCCUGCCUCCUCAUUCAGUACGGAACUAACCGAGGAGCCAAUAGACGAGAUUGACAUGGACAACGAAUUGUCUAGUCUCCUCGCUAGCCUCGCCUCAACAACAAAAGCUGAAACCCUAGCUCUAAAGGAGGAGAAGGAGGAGAAGAGUGAGAGUUUGCGUGGCAAUGUUGCCGAGGCAGCCACUUCCUCCUCAUUCAGUGUGGAGCCAACCAAGAAGCCAACAGACGAGAUCGAGUGCAUGGACGAUGAAUUGUCUAAUCUCCUUGCUAGCUUUGCUUCAACAAUGCCAUCUCCAGAUUGGUGA